UCAAACUAAGCAACCCAUGUGCUGCUUUCUUCUUCGAAAAGCUUUAGCUACCAAUAUUCCUGCACUGCACAGCUUUUUGCACAACUAAUUCAGAAUGUAAUGGUGUUGCUUGCCCAGUGAACCAUUGGCUUUUCAGCUCAGUAAAAGGCUGUGACAUGGCAAACCACGCUUUCGGACAGUCGCACCCAUCGGAUAUCAAGUCUGCUUUGUUUUCGCUCGCAUCGCAUUCCUUACGUGAUGACCCAGUUGCAACAUCUGCGGCGUUCUCCCACUGCUGCAAAAUUCUUGACAGCCACCCGGAGUCCAAUGUCUUUUGCAAGGAGGAUCGCUUGAUCUUGGAUCGAAUCAAUUCACGACUGGCAAGGCAAGGCAGGGAGCGUGAUGCUGUGCGUGUCACUGAGCUCGUGCAGAGGCUGGAGGCUAUGGGCCAACUCUCCAAUCGGCCGGCCAUCCUCUACUUCCUCUUCCUACUUGGCGGGAGCUCUGCGUCUGCUACUGACCAUUCAGCAAGCAGCACGGUUCUAUCGUCAUUGCGUCAUCGUCCAUCUGCCACGACAGCCAUGGCCACACCAUUCACCAACCUGCAUACCGAUCAACGUCAGGACAAACGGCAUCAAGCGCCUCGCACGUAUCGACCGCUGCGUGUCAACCGACCACUGGGUAUGAACAGCAGUAGUAGCGGCGUCGGUCUCAGCUCCGGCCUGGAUGGAAGCACUAUGCCGUGGAGUAGCGACGAAAGUGCACGACUGCCGGACGGUGCGGAGGGACGCACGGUUGUUGUAGCUGGCGGUCGCCGUCCUGCCCAGCGUGUCUUGCCCCGAGCUCAGACCCGUCCCGGAGCACCGCGUACCAAGAUCGGGCAGCCUAACUUCCAGUCACGCUACACGCCUGCCGCGCACAGCACGUUCGCAACUAGUUACGACACGAGUAGCAGUAGUACGAUGGCUAGCAACACCAUGGACUAUGUGUACGGGCAGCGCACGGCAGCAGCAGGCGCUGCCUCUGCCAAAUCCGACGCUACCAUAUCGGUCAUCAAUCCGGCAGUGCCGGAGGAGUCAUUUGCCACCACCACAGCUCCUCAAGCAGAUGUUGGUGUUCCUCGUCCCACUGUUAGAGCUGGCGAUGCUCUGUUUAAACCAUACGAAGGAACCGCUGAGGUUCCGGGACCGAUGGUCUGCGAGGCAACGCUAGUACGGGACUUGAUCUUCGUCUUUCAAGGCAUUGAUGGCCACUACAUCAAGUACAACGAGAAAGCCGACGCAUUCCGAGUCGACCCAAAGGCCUUUAUACCUGCCAGUAUCCAAGACCAGGCGCACAAAUUGGCUGAGCUGGGCUGGUUGUACAAGCGUCUGCGGCGGUUUGUCGAUGAGCACUCCAAGAUCAUGUCCUAUGGUCUUGUUGGCCAGAGCUUCUGUGCUGCGCUGAGUCAUGAGCUGACCGAGUACUAUCGCCUCAUUGCCGUCUUGGAACGUCAGCAAGUGCAGCCUGAUGACGUAGAGGGCUUGUCGAGUGGAGGCCUUACCCUGACCAGACUGCGUGUCUGGGCAAUGGAACCCAUGAAGCGACUCAUGGUCCUGGUCUGGCUCGUCAGUGAAUGUCAAGACCUGAAAGGUGGCUCUCUGGCCGGGAUUGUCUACAAUUUCUCGCACACCAGUGAUCCCGACGUCCUAGCACUGAUGAGGCAUCUACUUAUUCAGGUUGCGCUGCCUCUUCGGCAUUUCCUGGACAGCUGGAUCUACGACGGCGAGCUGGAGGACCGCUUUCAUGAGUUUUUUGUCGCCGAAGAUGUGUCCGUUCCUGCCAGCCAUUUGUGGGCUGCUAAGUAUUCCUUGCGCAAGUCUGUACUGCCACCGUUUAUUCCUCUGGACCUCGCAGAGAAGAUUCUGCUGAUUGGCAAAUCGAUUAACUUCUUACGUCAUCUGUGCAAUGAUCGCACACAGCUGGGGCUACGGCCAAAGCAGAGCUCUGUGGAUCAGGAUGUUGCAGGUGCCGUGGACCUGAUAGAGGGCUGCACGAUGGGUGGUCGCCUGCGCACCACGGUCGAGGCCGUGUACCAAGCCACGAGCCAACAUCUUCUCAACACCUUGCACCAGCAGUACAAGCUGUCAGACCAUUUGAAGGCAAUGCGUCGCUACCUGCUGCUGGGUCAGGGUGACUUUAUUCGCCACCUAAUGGACUUGCUUCUGGAUGAGCUUGCUCGGCCCGCCACCACUCUGUUUCUGCACAAUCUGAUUGGAACCCUGGACGUCGCGGUGCGUGCCACAAACGCACAGUUUGAGGAGCCCGACACACUGGAGCGCCUGGAUGUCAAACUCCUGGAGGUAUCGUCCGGUGAUGUUGGCUGGGAUGUGUUCAGCCUGGACUACCAUGUCGAUGGGCCUAUUCGCACGGUGUUUGAUGAGGGUGCUAUGCUGCGCUACCUCCGCAUCUUCAAUUUCUUGUGGCGGGCCAAACGCAUGUCCUACAUAUUGUCGGCACUCUGGACAUUGCAGACUGGCUGCCCUGCACAGCGCAAAGUGAUCCCUGAGUUGAAGCCACUGUUCCACAAAGCACACUUGCUCUCCUCCAGAAUGAUCCACUUCAUGCAGCAGAUGGAGUAUUACAUCAAUUUUGAAGUGCUAGAGUGUACAUGGGCAGAAUUGCAGAAGAAAGUAGAGGCGGCCAAGGACUUGGACGAGGUCAUUGCCGCUCACAAUCGCUUCCUAGACGACGUCACCGUUCGAUGCUUGCUCACCGAAUCUUCUCAGGACAUGCUUACAAAGUUGCGCGCAAUCUUUGAUGAAGUGGUGCGCUUCCAGAAAAUCUUGAGCGACCUCAAUGAUUCGACUGAAGAGGAGAUCCAAGCGCGUCGCUACACGGAGAAGCUGGCGUCACAGAGGUCGAAAAAGGGCGAGUGGGGUUUGACAGCCAUGGAUUCUGCAGCGGCUGAGGAGCGGGAGAGGAUUUUCUUGUUCAAGACGUUGCCCAUGCUGCGCUCUGAGCUGACAGUACGCAUGAACUCCUACGAGGACAUGGUGAAGGUGUUCCUGUCCUUGUUGUCAAAGCACCCCGACCUGAGUCUGCGAUCGCUGAGCUUCCGCCUCAACUUCAGCAACUAUUACCCAGUCAAGGUGAUGCGAGCGUCUAUGGGAUUCCGCGGGAGGCCACCAGCCCCCGCUCAGUUCAUCUCGCAAACACAUUGACAAUGACUAGCUUCAACUAUCUGCAAGUACCUGCAUUCUCGGUUUGUUCUUUUAGUAUUUCCACGUUUACUCCUAGAGCAUUCUUCUAACCUUUUUAUACACUCUCAUGUGUUACUUUCUCGCUAUUCAUGCAGUCUGAUAUGGUAUUUUUAUAGCCCAGUUUUUGAUGGGCGAGAUAUGCUCGGCACGUACAAUGUAGCUGAGGUCAUGAAGCAGGACUACCGUUGAACAUCGGAGUACGCCUGCUGCCAAUAUUGCAAUCUGGUUGCAUGUAUACCAGGUGCACCCCGUAGUACAGCAUGUGAUCAUUUCUUUUUUUUGGCAGUGCCAUGUUUUUUUUUUAGUUUAGCCAUGGCUGUACGUGCAUGUGCGCUUAAUUGCAAAAUUUGAACAUGGCCUCUGUGCCAAGACUUUAUAAAAUUAACCAUCUACUUCAGUACUUCGUUCUCAAAGUAUUGAAGAGAUCUAUGUGUAUGUGUGUGAUACUAGAUCGACUAGUACAGUAAGAGUCGCACUUCCAAGGACGUUUUUUUGACUCGUUUACAAGAGGCCAGGCUAGCUGGGACGUUCUUAUCUUCGAGCGUCUGUGUGCCCUUCGCACGAGAUUCUUAGAAACGGUGUUGUACUGG
Messenger RNA from Sycon ciliatum, 3811 nucleotides. RefSeq names its product gamma-tubulin complex component 3-like. Gene Ontology annotation, biological process: mitotic cell cycle; spindle assembly; microtubule nucleation. Lineage: Eukaryota; Metazoa; Porifera; Calcarea; Leucosolenida; Sycettidae. The transcript has 27 exons. The record is from RefSeq and is a predicted model, not a curated record. Gene Ontology annotation, cellular component: equatorial microtubule organizing center; gamma-tubulin complex; centrosome. The coding region runs from base 156 to 3182 and encodes 1008 amino acids. Gene Ontology annotation, molecular function: gamma-tubulin binding; microtubule minus-end binding.